This is a messenger RNA of Apiotrichum porosum, 987 nucleotides long. RefSeq lists its product as uncharacterized. The coding region runs from base 1 to 987 and encodes 328 amino acids. Lineage: Eukaryota; Fungi; Basidiomycota; Tremellomycetes; Trichosporonales; Trichosporonaceae. The record is from RefSeq and is a predicted model, not a curated record. The transcript is spliced from 7 exons.
AUGGCGGACCUACCUCGAUUCCCCUUGCUGGACAAGCAGCGUGUGCCGCACCUCCCGCCAGCAGGAUACUACGUGGCCGACUUUAUCACAGAGGAAGAAGAGGCCUUGCUGCUGCGUAAAAUCGACGAGACACCACAGCCAAAAUGGAAGACUGUGGGAACAGGACGCAGACUGCAGUACUGGGGAGGUACACUGUCGAAGAAGAACGUGCUGGUCCCAGAACCCAUGCCCGAUUUUCUCACUGCUUUCCCCGAGAUCAUCCAGCGCAUCGACGCCUUUCUCGACAUUGCCUCGGACGUCACCGACAAGGACGUGCAAGAGGGCAAGCACGCGUUGGGGAUUAACCAAGUGUUGGUCAACGAGUACAAGCCCGGGCAGGGAAUUGCUCCCCACGAAGAUGGCCCCGCCUUCCGGCCCCUAGUCGCCACUCUCUCACUCGGCUCCCACACCGUCCUCGACCUGCACCACUAUGUCUCCCCCACGACCCCGUCCCCACCGAUGGUCGCCACGGCCUCACUCGAUCCCGAAGGAGAGGAAGGUGGCGGCAAGGCCAUCGCCGCCGUCCCACUCGGCCAUGUCCUGCUCCUCCCUCGCUCACUGUUCGUGCUCUCGGGCAACCUCUACCAGUCGCACCUGCACGGCAUUGCCGAGAGGGACAAGGACACGUGUGUCGCUCCCGGAGUCGUAACCGAGGCUGUGGCCGGUGCAGGUGGUGAGGUGAAGGCGGCCGAGGUGGACGCUGGUGCCGAGGGCCUGUCCGUCGCCGAGAUCACCGACGCAGACGCAGACGGCGGCGGCUCAGCUCGCCCAGUGGUAGUCGCCAACGCCGCCCUCCUCGCCCGCCCAGAUAUCGAGUCUGCGCUGGCCAACGCCGAAGGCUGGACCAGGGAGCGCGGUACUCGUGCGAGCUUGACGUUCCGCCGUGCUGAGAGAGUGCUCAAGGGCGGUGCGUUCAGCAUGAUUGGGGGACGGAUGCAGAGGGCCUGA